Thamnophis elegans (Western terrestrial garter snake) is the source of this 4133-nucleotide messenger RNA. It is a transcript of the gene TBX3, whose product is annotated as T-box transcription factor 3. Gene Ontology annotation, cellular component: nucleus. Gene Ontology annotation, molecular function: RNA polymerase II cis-regulatory region sequence-specific DNA binding; DNA-binding transcription factor activity, RNA polymerase II-specific. The transcript has 7 exons. NCBI's taxonomy places the organism in Eukaryota, Metazoa, Chordata, Lepidosauria, Squamata, Natricidae. Gene Ontology annotation, biological process: positive regulation of DNA-templated transcription; central nervous system development; positive regulation of cell population proliferation. Bases 1018 to 3192 code for a protein of 724 amino acids. The record is from RefSeq and is a predicted model, not a curated record.
GAAGGAGGAGAGCGCCGGAGACGGAGAAGGAAAAGCUGCGGGGCUCCGGGCGAGACAGCUGCGCGGGGGCUGGAGGAGGAGGAGAGGAGGAGGAGGAGGCGCCAGCCUUUGGCACCUUUUGGAGGGUCUUCCUUUUGGAGAGAGUUUUCCGCCCCGCCGGCUCUUCUGCUUCCUCGCCUCGUCCGGGCGCUUCGAUGAGAAGCCGCUCCGAUCGAUGCUGUUGCGGCGGCUGCUCCAGUUCUCCGCGCCGGCAGCUGGGAGAUAAUGGCCAGGAGUUGAAGAAGGACUAAGAAGCGGGAGGCGGGGAGAGAAAGGAAGGAAAGGAAGAAAAGGGAAGAGGAGGAGGGGGAGAGGGGAGACCAGCGGCCCCAGACCUCGCGCGACCUCUGCGGCGGCAGGGACUAGCCAGAAGCUUCCCCGGGCCCCGUCCACCUCACCCCAUUGCGUCCUUCCUGCUUCCCCCCCCCCUCUACGUGGGCUUCGCCCCGGCCAAACUUUCCCUCUUGUUCCCUUUCGCCAAUAUAGCGGCGGCGGCGCAAAGCGAUCCUUUGCAAUCCUUGCAAGGAUAAAAAGCCCAGAUCUUAUUUCUCAUUAGCAGGAGGCGCGUCAGUCGCCAAGCCCGACAGAUAGAUAGGACAGACCCACGCAGGAUAUUCAAGGCACUCGGGCACGCGCACCCUUCUUCCAGCUAGGGCGACGAACCGCCGGAGCGCAGUUUUCCCCUGGGUCGGCGCGGGGUGGGUGGGCGGCCAUGGCCUCUAGCUUGGCGCCGGCUGCCGGGAUCCCGCGGUGAGACUCGCUUAUGGUCGCUUGUGACGAGCGGCCAGCCCUGCCUUCGCCUCUUUGGGCCACGGUCCCCACGCGCUUUCCCCGGGGCCAGGUCCCUUCUGCCCGGCGGAGGGAAUCGGGGCAGGGUCUAAGAGGGGCGAAGCUGUGAAGCCCCGGCGCAGGAGAGAAGGGAGAAGGAGGAGGAGGAGAAGAAGAAGAAGAAGAAGCGACGCCGGCGGACUGACUUGGAUGAGUUUCUCCAUGAGAGAACCCGUGAUUCCUGGGACCAGUAUGGCUUACCACCCCUUCCUACCUCACCGGGCGCCGGACUUCCCCAUGAGCGCCGUUUUGGGACACCAGCCUCACUUCUUCCCGGCUCUGGCCUUGCCACCCAACGGAGCGGCCGCUCUUUCCCUGCCCGGAGCUUUGACCAAACCGAUUAUGGAUCAACUGAUCGGGGCGGCGGAUUCCGGCCUCCCUUUUUCCACUUUGGGACACCAAGCCGCGGCUCACUUGCGGCCUUUGAAAACGCUGGAGCCGGAGGAAGAGGUGGAGGACGACCCCAAAGUCCACCUGGAAGCCAAGGAGCUGUGGGAGCAGUUUCACAAACGGGGCACCGAGAUGGUAAUCACCAAAUCGGGAAGGAGAAUGUUCCCACCUUUUAAAGUGAGGUGUACGGGUUUGGAUAAAAAGGCGAAAUACAUUUUAUUGAUGGACAUUGUAGCUGCAGAUGACUGUCGAUAUAAAUUCCAUAAUUCGCGGUGGAUGGUGGCUGGGAAAGCCGAUCCCGAAAUGCCGAAAAGAAUGUAUAUCCAUCCGGAUAGCCCAGCCACGGGUGAACAGUGGAUGUCAAAAGUGGUCACCUUCCACAAGCUGAAACUGACCAAUAACAUCUCGGACAAACACGGAUUUACCAUCUUAAACUCUAUGCACAAAUACCAGCCUCGGUUUCACAUCGUCCGAGCCAACGAUAUCCUGAAGCUACCUUACAGUACAUUCCGCACUUACGUUUUUCCGGAAACGGAGUUCAUUGCUGUCACAGCCUAUCAGAAUGAUAAGAUCACCCAGUUAAAAAUCGACAACAACCCUUUUGCCAAAGGCUUCCGGGACACGGGGAAUGGAAGGCGAGAAAAGAGGAAACAGCUGACUCUUCAGUCUAUGAGAGUUUACGAGGAAAGGCAGAAGAAAGAGACUUCGGAUGAGUCCUCCAGCGAGCAAACAGCGUUUAAAUGCUUUGCUCAGUCCACAUCUCCAGCUGUGUCCACCGUGGGUACCUCUAACCUUAAAGAUCUGUGUCCCAGCGAUGUUGAAAGCGACUCGGAGAGCAAAGAGGACCCCAUGGAAGCCAACGAGGUUGGGAAGAUCUCUACCACCACGGCCAACAUCCUCGCCCUCAGCAGCAGCUCCUCCUUGGCGGGAGGAGGAGACGGGACAGACCCCCGGGAAGGGGGAAAGAACAGCCCUCCCAAACCUCCCAUUUUCCCACCAGACUCGGCCAGCAGCAGCCGGGGGGAGUGCGUCUCGAAAAUGCCUCCCGAUUCCCAGCACAGCCCAGCCGCCAUCUCUUCCAGCACCCGGAAUUUGGGCGGCGGAGAAGAACUCAAGAACCAGGAUGAAUGCAGGAUGCUCAACAAAGAACCCUUCGCGCCCUUAACUGUCCAGACGGACAAUCCUGGCCACCUGGCCCAGAGCCACCUCUCCAACCUAACUUUUCCCCAUGGCCUGGCCAGCCAACAAUUCUUCAACCCCCUGAGCAACGGGCACCCUUUUCUGCUCCAUCCUAGCCAGUUCGCCAUGGGGGGAGCGUUCUCGGGCAUGGCCGCCGGCAUGGGGCCUCUGCUGGCCACCGUCUCCGGGGCGUCCGCGGGAGUGGCUGGCCUAGACAACACGGCGAUGGCCACAGCAGCUGCCCAAGGAUUAGGUGGGGUUUCCGCUGCAGCUGCUGCAGCCGCCUUACCGUUUCAUUUUCAACAGCAUGUCCUGGCUUCACAGAGCCUGGCGAUGUCCCCCUUCGGCAGCCUCUUCCCCUAUCCUUACACUUACAUGGCGGCGGCGGCGGCGGCCUCGACGGCCUCCCCGAUGCACCGGCACCCGCCAUUCCUGAACGCCGUGCGCCCUCGCCUGCGCUACAGCCCUUACUCUCUCUCGGUGCCUCUGCCGGACAGUAGCAGCGGCAGCUUGCUCACCACCGCCCUGCCGCCUUCCCUGGUCGGCGGUGGCACGGAAGGAGGCAAAGGCGGAGCUUUAGCGGGCAGCCCCGGCUUGGGCACGUUGGAUUCCUCUGGUUCGGAGCUCAACAGCCGCUCUUCCACCCUCUCUUCCUCCGGCUCGGACAAAGAAGCCACCAGCGAGCUCCAGAACAUCCAGCGUUUAGUGAGUGGACUCGAGUCGAAGCAGGACAGAGCCAGGAGCGGGUCGCCCUAGGGGGGGGAGGGGGGAGUCAGCGUCCUCUACCUCCCCCCCUGGCUAUAGGGAAGGAGGGGCACCUCCAAUUUCCCUCCCCCCCCACACGCUUUAUGGGCCCAACCGCCCUCUCCAAAUUGGGCAGCGGGAGUGUGUGGGGCUAGGGUCGCGCUGGAGAUGGACCGAACGCGCGAAGCGAGGAGGGAUGGGGGGGGGGGGCGCUGCUGGAAGCUGCUAUGAACCACUGUUUUGUCCACUGGAGGCAGGUGUGAAUUCUGGGGUCCUCUCCCCUUCCUCCCCCCUCCCCUUUCGUUCGUGGUUUUUUUUGGGGGGGAGGGGGUCCCUGCCUCCCCUUAAAGAUCAAAAGAGAGACGGGCAGAGAAAUGGAUGACCUCUUCCCCCACCCCCACCCGCCCACCCCCCAGGGAGAAUUUGGGGUGGGGUUUUUUUGCGUAGCAGUUCCUUCGAAAAUCAAGGCGAAAAGGGGGGGGGAGAAAAAGCGGAUCCUUUUAAUGGUUUUGGGGGGGAGGGGGUCCCUGCCUCCCCUUAAAGAUCAAAAGAGAGACGGGCAGAGAAAUGGAUGACCUCUUCCCCCACCCCCACCCGCCCACCCCCCAGGGAGAAUUUGGGGUGGGGUUUUUUUGCGUAGCAGUUCCUUCGAAAAUCAAGGCGAAAAGGGGGGGGGAGAAAAAGCGGAUCCUUUUAAUGGUUUUGGGGGGGAGGGGGGGCUACGGCUAGUUUGUUUAUUUUUGCAUGGUUCGUUCCAAAACGUUUUAUUUUGUGACAGCCCCCCACUCCAUAAAUGCUUGCUUAAGGUCCCCAGAGCAUUAAAUAUGUAUGUGUGUUUGUGUGUAUGUACGUAUGUGUGCAGAUAGUAUGUCUACACACAUACAUUUAUAUGUGUGUGUAUGUGUAUGUGUGUGUAUGUAUGUAUAUAUGUAUUCUGAUUAUAUAUAUAUAUA